AUGACCUACAACAUCCCUAACAAUAAAUUUGUGUUUACACUCCAUAAUUGGACUCCAGCUGACUGGGAGCACCUGAAACGCUUCUCAAAAGAGAAUGAACACGUGGCCUAUCUCAAAGUAGCCCAAGAAACCGGUAGCGAAGGAGAAUCUCCUCAUUUGCAAGGCUGUGUUUACUUCAACUCCCGCACCUUUAAGAAGCAGCGUCCAUCGGCUAUUUCCAAACUCCUCAUGGGACCCAACAAGAACGUCUGCCUUCCCGACCCCAAGAAUCCAGGCAUGUAUCUCAAACACCACUACCAUGUAGACGGAAUGAGAGGCACCCUUCAAGAAGCUGCCGACUACUGCGGUGCCAUGUUCAAGGAACAAGGAUGUAAGAUCCACGAACAAGGCAAGAUCCCAACCACCCAACAAGGUCGACGUACUGAUCAUGAAGAAGCCCAAGAAAAGAUAAUCGAAGCAGCCAAAGCCGGCACGGCAUUUGAUGAUGUCAAGCUUAUGCUCCCCCGGUUCGCCGACCAAUCCCUCGAAUGGAUGCGCAAUCUGUAUCUCCAACACAGACCUCAACUUGAAAACUUCUUUGAUCACAACCCUCUAUACAAAUGGCAGAAGGACCUAGCAACCUAUUUAAACAGCAAGAAACCUGACCCUCGUAAAAUCCUGUUCGUGGUGGACAUUGAAGGCAACCUAGGGAAGACCAAAUUUGCUCUCAAUGCACAACAUCUCAUCCCAGACAAGGAUGUAUUUCAUUGCACCCCCAAAGACGGCAAAUCUCUCUCAUCUUUGGUUCCUGACGAUGGCACAGACAUCUUCCUCAUCGAUUCUCCACGGAAAGUACAGUACGAUUUACCUUAUGAUUUCAUAGAGGAAGUGAAGAAUGGAUUUGUCACCAACACCAAAUACCAAUGCUGUAAGAAAGAAUUCAAAGUUCCUCAUGUAGUUGUGUUCAUGAACAGCCAUCCCCAGUUCGGGAAGUGUAUUCUUUCGAAAGAUCGUUACGUCAUUAUCGAGCCAUCCCUAACACCCGAGGAACGAUUGAAACUAGAGCAACAGGAGGAGGAAGAACAGGACCCAUACAUUCAGCAGUUCAUGGAACGCACUAUUGCCUGGCAAGAAGAAAGAGAAGUCCACAAUGAAGAAAGGCAGGAGGAACGCGCUGCUAAGCGAGCCCGUACUGCUCAAUAA
Molecule: messenger RNA, 1182 nt
Organism: Seminavis robusta
Lineage: Eukaryota; Bacillariophyta; Bacillariophyceae; Naviculales; Naviculaceae
Source: the annotation of a GenBank genome assembly